AAUUUUCCCAACAAAAUUAGUCCUUCGAUUGUCGGAAACAGACAAUUCUUAGAACCAUACUUGAUCCUUGACAAACUUAGUAUCUGAAGUGAGGAAACCCCUCUAAACUUCCCUACAACCAUACUUGAUCCUUGCAGAGAAACCGCGGUUCCUCAAAAAGCAGCGGUCAACGUCGGUGGCCAUGGCUCGGGCAAGUGGUCGGAGCAGGAAUGGGAGCGAUUCCUCGGGGGGAGGGUUUCUUAAGGCGACCUUCAGAUUCUUGAAGAUGGCGGAGUUUGAGAUCCUUUUCGUUCUCUUCUUCAUCGUAGCUUUUAUUGUCUUCAAAGAUCUUACAUCAAGACCAGAGUACAAUCAAAUACUUGUAAAGAAGCCUGAGGGAUUUGAUAUGUGGCCGUUCCAGUAAAUUCUCGACUUUCCAUUCAUGUGAUCCGAUUCAAUACUCACUAUCAAACUUUCUAAGUUUGUAUCUUUUAUGUAAAAAUAACCAUUGACAUGUUGUCUUCUUUUUGGUUGUUGAUUUUUUUCCGUAAGUUGAGGGAUGUAAAAAUGUUCAUUUACAUGUUGACAGAUUUAUUGAUGUUAUCGUAAGUAGAAAGAUAUAAAAAUGUUCAUCAACGUGUUGAUAUUUUUGUUUUA
Cucumis melo (muskmelon) is the source of this 636-nucleotide messenger RNA. RefSeq lists its product as uncharacterized. Lineage: Eukaryota; Viridiplantae; Streptophyta; Magnoliopsida; Cucurbitales; Cucurbitaceae. The transcript is spliced from 2 exons. The coding region runs from base 182 to 403 and encodes 73 amino acids. The record is from RefSeq and is a predicted model, not a curated record.